UCUCAUGGCAUUUCUGCCACGGAUGGACGAGGCGAGUACGGGAAACGUGCCUUAGCGCAGGGGUGAAUGCGUGCACGGGUUCGGUCCUUUAAACGCUCCUUAGACCAUCGUUUCGCGCGGAAUUGGUUAACCUGAGGUGACAAUUCAUUUAACCACCGGUUACAUUGUAACAAUGGCAGUGCCAAACCUAAGCCCGCCGUCCUUGUCGUUAGUAUCGCGGCCGGGCAGCCACUGUGCUGUCUUUAUUAUCAGCUCCAUCAAACAAGCAGCGGUAUUUUUAUCAUGCUGAAUCAUCACAAUGAUGUAUUUAGACGUUCUGAGAACCCACCCCGCAACAUGGCACCACUGGACAAAGGUCCGCGCGGCGGACAAGGGUCGAUGUUUAUCACCAAGCCGCCCGCUAUUAAGCAGAUGAGUCGAAAUGGUGCUGAUCUGUCGCGCAAGUCAGUCAUGAAGCCACGAGCAUCAAGUGUUGACCGUCAUGCAUUUAUCAAUAGCAUCAUCUAUAUGCAGCCCGAGAAUGUGCAUUUUAUUGCAGCGCUGUCAUGAUGUGUAUCAACAAGCAAGGUGCGAGUACAUUUAGACUAAGUGCUUAGGUGUCAACUGCGAUGUCAAAUCCAUUUAAAAAAAUGCAUGAUAAGCAAUAUAUUAUGCCCGUGUUAUAAUGGAGGCCUGCGCUGAGUGGUUGUUUUAAAAUGGGUCAUGUGUGUAACGGAUGUAUGGAACUUAUUUUAGGUUGGAUAUUCUUAGUGCACUGGUAUUAAAUGGUAAUGCUUUGUCUUACAUUAUUUACCACAGUGAAACGCUUCUAUUUUCUUAUUACGGGUUGACUGAUGCUCUUGUUGCCCCGUGUGUGACAUGAUGAAAUUUGCUGCCUAUUAGAGUGCACGCGCAUGGAGGCCAGGUAAUGAAUUAUCCAUGGAGAAUCUCUGUGCAAUUCGAAAAGUCACCUUGGAAACUGUUGAGCAUAUACAGGCAGCAGAGAGAAGUUGCUCGUUCUUGCUCAGAUAUCCAACUUAUUUCAUCAUCUCUGUUCAUGCGAGCAGGGCAUUGAAGUGUGUUUAGCACACAGACCAGCCGCACAUCAGAAGCUCGGAUUUGCAAUAAAGCGUAAUGCCCAUCCCCGCCGUUCUCCGCAGGUAACAAGAACAGAUGAGGGCACAUAUAGGAGUCAGAUGGGGAUGGCAGUGGUGUGUGGAUGGAGACGGGGAGCUUGGAGAUUUAUCGCCCCUCGCACUGAGGUAGCCAAGAUAGAAUGAGGCAGGAUGCCACGGAGGUGAACCGGGUGCACAACUCGCAGCCAUUGGCGUUGCUUAGAAUGGCCAGACGUUGGAGGGUGGAAGAGGAUAUGCGAGGUUGAUGAAACGCGAGGCAAGACUUUACGAAGCGCAGCGUGCACGCUGGCCACCAGCACCUCUGCACAGCCAAAACAGCUGCGCCUUGGGAGUAGUUACGCCUAUUCAGGACAAUUAAUAGCCUCCAGAAAGGAACACAAAUGUGGGAUUUGUCCACAAAAGUGCUGCUUAAGCUGCACAGGGAAAUGGGAAUGCCUUGAAGGAAGGGAGAAAAAGAUCAAUAUAGUUUUUCCCCCUUUCUGCAACGAAAGGGGUGGGGGGGUGUUGGUGAUGAAACCUCUUGCAAGUGUAUUGCGGAUUAUGAUUGCUUAGCGUUGCGAUACGCCCGCACCACUUCUCAAAGUGAUACUUUCAUCCAGACAGAGUAGCGAGUGUAUUUGAUGAAUUUCUGUUUGGGGCUCGAGUUAGACUUGGCAUGUUCAUUACUGCCCUCUGUGUGUUUAUAAUAUAGAUUAGCCAAUAUUGGACAGAGCAUGGUGAGCGUAGGCAAAGAGCUUCUCACUGGCUGCUGUUUUUCAUCUAACCUACUUUUAUCUUGGCUGAUUUAUGUCUAGGACGUGUUGGUGAUAAACCAACAUUAAAAACAAGGGUUUUUUACUAUGCCGGCGUGUGUGAGAGGCACAGUCAAAAUGAAACUAAUGAAUCACAUCAGCAAGAAAUUGCUUAUUUACUUGUAGAAACCAAAUAACAGCUCUCAGUAUAUUCUCCUAAAUUGCAUGCUGGAUAUGUAUAAACUUUUUAAAAUGGGUAAAAACGGUGAAACCUGUUUGUAAACCAAGCAAUGCGAUGCCCACGGGCUGAUCUUGAGACAGCCACAGUAUAAGUGCUGCAUUUAUUGAGUCUUUGUAAAUGACAUAAAUAUGUUUAUGUCCAGCAUUCAAGACUAGAACAAAUACCAAAUGCUGUAAAUGUGACAUUUAUUAAUGCAAAAUGUUCCUAAUUUACACAUAGAAAAGUGACAAUAAUAAAUUGAGAAAAUAUGCUCCCGGGCAGUUUUGCUUGCUAAUUACGUUUUUCAGGGGUUUAUCAUUGAGAUAAAGUUCUCAUUGUACAAAGUGUGAGCUUGUUUCAGGUCGCUUUGUUGCUGUUUUUUAUGUGACGAUUUCAGCUCCACUGUGGGCAGAUAAACUGGUUGAUGUGGGACACAAUUGUGCAAUCUUACUGUUCCAAUCUAAAAAAGGUGUUUUCCACCAUUGCACAUUUUCCGCUUGCACCGUCUUUGAUGCGACUGUUAGUAUUUUAUUCUAAAACACCGCAUAUUAAUACAGACAGUAUUGUGUAAUGAUGUAACUGUUUGUUUAAUUAUUGGACAAUCACAGUAAGUAUGAAGCUCUGUCAACAUCCUGCAUUCAGACAUCAUCAAUCACUUGCCAUAAUUUGAACUGAGUGGUGGCAGUGUUAUUAAUAGAAAUUAGCAUCUUUGUUACUUUCAGAUAUUAAUUCUGCUGGUGCUCAAAGGACGCUGCGGUGGAAACACAACACAUUUGGUUUCUUAUCUCAUUCUGUUUGCUUGGUGAUGCUGCAGAGCUCUGUUUGAUGGCCUUGUGAUAAAGGGUUUGUUUCAAUUGAGGGAAGUUUCAGUUAAAUCAUAGCUUUGCAGUGGUACCAAUCAAAUAUGUGGAUUAUUUUGCUGUAAUUGCAUUCAGAUCUGUUGAAUUGCACUGUUUUACCCCUAGAGGCUAUGUUGUAUCUCUUAGGCCAAUGAAAAAUGCAUUUAAUAUGAAUGCAACCAGUGUAGUAAAGCUCCUGGAUAUUUUGCCACUGUGUGGGUUGCCUGCAACCCUUACUUCCUCUGCCAGUACAAGGCUAAAGUAAAAAGAGCGAUUGUCUUCCUCUUUAAUCAAGUCCUCGGGGUAGAGGUUUCAGAAGGCCAGAAAAGUCCCUUCUCCUGCUCUAGUGUGUGCUGUAUGCUGCCAUAUACUGUAGUCUCUGAGUGUCAACAGCAGCUACUGAGCUUCAAAAUGCAUUCUGUAUGUAUGGGAAAAAUUGGUUAAUGCAAAUCAGGCGAUCCCAAGUCUCUUUAAAUAAGCCUCACAUUAUCAGUGACUUCAGAAAACAUAAAAUCCCUUCAGGGCAGUGAUUCAUUUUUUUUUCUUCAAUGUAAACCACAUGAACUGGAUGCAAAUUUCACAUAAAUGUCCCACAUGUUCUUCUGCAUGAUGUAACCUACUGGUUUCCAUAUGGGGCUUUUUGAAGCCAUCAUAAAAAAAGACUGGUCUUAAACUUUUAACAGUCUUCUUCUUAAAAUGCUAUGUUUUUAAAUGUUAUGGUUGUAAACAUGAAAAUUCCAGACAUUUUCAAAGUCAGCUGGCACAAUUUUGAACAUUCUGCACAUGAGAAAAUAUUUUUUCUCUGUGAAUACUGUUUUUAUUAAAUUCAAAUAUUUUUUUUUAAGUUUUUGCAAUAUGUUACUGGUUUCAACAUACAUUAACUAAUAAUUAUUCAUUAGUUUCCUGCAUAAGUCUUUUUUUUUUUUUUUUUCAGACAAUUUAAAGCCUUGAAGAAUCUCAGUAGUGUUUGGUGUGAGACAAUGUUGAAUUGUAGUAUUUGCCCAAAUCUCCGCUGGUCGUAAGUAUUUAAUACAUAGUAUUUCCCCUCCACUACAAGCGUAUCACAUUUCCCUCUGAAAGCUGCUGAAUGAUUUCUCCUCUCCCUCUUUUUGUCACUCUUAUUUCACGCUCUGAAUACUUAGUAGUUAAUAGCAUCCCUCCCCUCUCCCCAUCGUACCUUUCUCUCACACAGACACUGUUGUCUCCAUACAUGAGUUUACACCAGUCUUCCAGUAACUCUUCCAGAACUAUCAGAGGAGUCUGAUUUUUAAUUUGCAGUUAAAUGGCGCCCUACACACACAGCUUGCUCGAUAAUUGACUUCACUCAGCUGUAGGGAGGAACGAUUAGAUCUUAAUAUCUAGACAAUCUUUUUAACUGUGCGGACGGAGGGAGUAAAAGUUGCGUUGAAGUUUGGAGCGUGGCUAUUUAUGGCACGCAGGGUGAAAAUGUUGGCCGGCUGCAUUAAGCAUCUCAAACACGAAAGAGCAAGUGGACCGGAUAGCAAAUAAGCACAGGGUACAAAUUAAUGACCCGGAGUGUAAUGAGAAAGCGCUGGCAUUUCUGGCUCUUUUUAUUUUUUCACACCCUUAUUUUCUCGUGUACUUUUCAGUAUCUUUGUGGUUCAUCAUUCUGUUUCCUGUGGAAAGUCCAUGAUAAUAGAGCGAGAGGCUAGAAGUCUCAUGCAUUAUUGAUCAGGGAAACUGAAUAGGUGAUCAUACUGUCUUCACGUCCAGCUCUCUGCUUUUAUGUUGUGUUAAUUAUCUAAGACGUGCUGCUUUUUCACAGACACGGAGCAGAAAACAGUGCUAAACUAUUUUAUCGUCUGAGGCCAGAAAAGGAAAAUUUACAUUCAUUGUCUUUGUUGCCGUAGACCUUUUGUUUCACGAGCCUGAACUGGUCCUAGCAGGAUAAAGACAUUACUAGAGAUUAAAGCACUGUGAGCCACAUUGUGUUUCUUUUUUCCCUUGGAGUGGAAUGUAUUGUUUGGUGUGAGAUGAUAUUGUGCUGUUAGUUUCACAGCACUGAGUUGCCUUUGUUGGAUGCCGCCCGUGCUUCCCUGAAAACGCUCUUUCAUCAGCAUUCACCUCCACUGUCUAGUUUUAUUCACUUCAUUAGCAGGCUGCCAGUGCCAAGUGCUCGGAUGCUUCUUCAAGAAUUGAUCGCGACAAGUUAAAUUUAUGUGCGCUUAUGCGGUUUUGUUAAUCUGCCCUUGUGUGGAUACAUGUGCGCGUGAUUACUUAACAUGAUAUGCAAUCCGCUGUCAAGUCGCGGCAAAGCCGGCCCCGUUGCUUCUCCCCAGCCGCGUUUAGUAUUCACAGAGCAGGUGCUGCCGUAAUCUGGAUUCUGAGGCAGGUUGCUGGGGUUUUUGUUUGCUCUUAUGGCCCUGAUAAUCUUGUUACACUGCUGUCAAGUGGAGCCGGCUCUCCCUGCAGCCCUGAACCACCAUGCAUGCCACCUUCAGCACCAGAAAUCCACCCCCCCCCCCCUCCUUACACACACACACGCACACACACACGCACACACACAACCCCCACCAGCCCACCGCCAUUUUGAGACAGCAGUUGAUGGAAGAGCCUUGGAUGUAUCCUUGAAGAAUCACCUCCUGAGCAUCUUUAUUCAGCCUCCCACCCCCACUGCUGUCCCCGACCCCCACCUUGGGUGGUGUAUGACAGUGAUAAAUAUUCAUCAGGGGAUGCGGUGCGUGGAUGCUGUAGCCCUGGUUAUCACUCAACAAAGGGUCCCCCAGCUAAUGGUGUCCAUCCUUUGCGGCCCCCUGGAGUGAUCCUGUGGAGAGGAUGAGAUGAUUAAAGCAUGACAUGGGCUCAAGGCUGGACCUAUCAUGUCACAUCAGCAUUUAUCCGACCAGAGUUUUGUCCCCCCCCCCCAACACCACCCCCCCCCCCCCACCCCUUGAGUCUUAGCCGACCUAAGCCGACCCCACCUUUUUGCGAGCUGCCCUCUACAGACUUAAGUGAACACGGAAAGCUUUUGAAGGUUGGCUGGGUUGCUCUCAUCGUGUUAGUUCAGCUUCACAACUUUCUAAUUGGCACCUUGGUUUUUGGUCCUUGCUGAGAUCAGGAUUUUUUUUUUCCAACCUGUUCUUCUCGAGCUCCUCUAAAUGUGUCGAGCGUGCAUUUUUCACGAGGCUGUUUCCUCUCUGUCUCUUCCUUUCUUUUAUUCUCACCCCCUCUUUCUCUCUCUCCGUCUCUCUCACCCACUCCCUUCCCUCUUUCCCGGUGACCACACUCAGCGCUUUCUAUUUCCUGUGGGUUUGAUGUCUCUCCACCACAAGCAAUCAGCUCUGAUUUGUCAGCGUUCUUCCAGGCGAUUCAUAAAAAUUCAGCAGGCACCUAGAAAAGACGUCUGUCCCUGCGGUGGCGUCCUACCUCCGGCGCCCCGUGCUCCACGCUGCAGCCCUCGCCUCCUGCUCCUCACGCUAGCUUUGGCCGAACAACCUCAAAUCCUCCAUAUGAGGCAGUAUAUCGGAAACCAUCCACUAUCUAUUGUCAUCGAUUGUGACUGCGAGGCUGCCUGGUUGUGAUCAAAUCAGUGCAGCAGGAGUGAAAUUUCCUUGUCACGUCACUGGUGGAAAUUAUAGGUGUGUUUUCCUUCUGUGCGGUGCCGUGUGUGUCUGCGAGUGUCCCUCUUUGUCUCCGUGAGGUAUGACAUGCCGGGUAGUGGAGGGGAGCAGCUGUGCGUUGGACCCUGUCUGUGUUGUGCUGCCAUGCCCUGUCAGUGGUAGCCGUCUGUUGGCAGCAGCCUGCGCUGGAGGCUCGCUGGAGCCUGGGCGCCGCUCCCUCCGCCGUGUCAUAUGCCGAGCGCUCGGCGCCAAGCCGUGCCCACUACGCCGGCCCGCACAGCUGUGUGGCAGAACCCGCCUCCUCGACCUGGACGACGUGCCGUCUCUGUGCAUUUUCAAGAUUCCGACUGGCUUUUUGAACAGUGUUGGGUCUGGGCUGCAGAGGGGAGAAUGAUGGGCUUAAUAUGAAAUUUGGAAGAUGCAGCCUUUUUCUGCUCUCAUCCCAGUAGCUAUUAGUGGAGUACUUUCCUGUCUAUUUGUCCAUUAUCUGUGCAUCAUCAGGCAGACCAUUAUCCCAUUAUGUUUUGCAUCUGUGGUCCAAAUGCUUACUGGAAAUGAGUCACCAGAAAGGCUGGUGAAAGACCAGCCGGCAGUACACGUGGACGUGGCUCUCGUGGCAUGACUACCACAAACAAGGGAAACAAGGCUUUGAAGGUGAAGCGGGAGCCGGGGGAAAAUGGCACCAGCCUGACGGACGAUGAACUGGUGUCAAUGUCAGUGCGGGAGUUAAACCAGCAUCUACGGGGGCUGUCGAAGGAGGAGAUCCUGCAGCUGAAGCAGCGGCGGCGCACCCUGAAGAACCGCGGCUACGCCGCCAGCUGCCGCGUCAAGCGCGUCACCCAGAAGGAGGAGCUGGAGAAGCAGAAGGCGCAGCUCCAGCAGGAGGUGGACAAGCUGGCCACGGAGAACGCCAGCAUGAAGGUGGAGCUGGACGCUCUGCGUUCCAAGUACGAGGCCCUGCAGAGCUUUGCCCGGACUGUGGCUCGCAACCCCGUCACCUCAGGCAGGGGCCCCAUGGCCUCUGUCAUAGGGCCCCUCAUCCCUGGUAAAGUAGCCGCCACCAGCGUCAUCACCAUCGUCAAAUCCAAAACGGAGGCUAGGUCGUAGUAGCAGAUACGGCAGGAGGAACAUUUGAAACUAGUCAGUGCAUUGUAACAUGGCGCAGGUUCACCUGUGUACGUUCUCACUUUCGCCCCCGUCACCAACACUAACGAGACCCUCGAAGCAUGACUCAGCAGUCUGUACUUGUCAACAGGCACGUCAUGCUGUGGAGCGACGCAAUUGUAUGCGAGCGUACAAAUACGUUGGUCAUCAAACGAUGGGGAGGCCUCACUUUAUUUGAAAAGCAAACGGUGCUGACAGGUGUGGGAGGAGGUUUUCCGUCCCAGGAAUUUAAAUUGGAACGUUCACAUUUAAUCCGAAUUAGUAAAGAACACGCUACUUGACGCCCGUUUUACAGAAACUGAAGCAAGAGCUGCAACAUAUCACACAAAACACCUUGCUUGUUAUCGUGCACUGACUUAAAUUAGAAGAAGUAACAAAUGGUCAGAAACUCUUAGUGUGGAUGUCUUCUAAAUGUCCUGACUAACCCAAAACUAGUAAAUCAGUCCGUGACUUUGUUGGUUGUCUGUCGAGAACAUAAGCUUGAAAUGAUGCUCCUGAAUCCAGCAUUCGUUUCCGUUUAUGCAUCUGUGGCAGGCAUUAAUGAACUCGUCAUUAUCAAUAUGACUGGUAGAUGCAAUAAUAUAUGUAUGCACUGAAAAUACGAAGAGGUCUUGCAUAUUUAUGGUUAAGUGGAAAUGUUAAAAGUGAUCCGCAGUUCUUUAGCAGUUCAGUAAUGAUAUUGUUCCAGAGCUGAGUGCCAUUCCUGAAUGUUAUUACAGUAAUAUCCUUGUAUUUUGUGGGGACAGUGAAAUCCACGAACAUUUUGAAACAUACUUUUUGCUCUUAGAGAAACUACGUUCAAAGUCGUUUUGUUUUAAAAAAGGAAAAAAAAAAUCUAUAUUGCAUUUUUUUGUAAUUACUUGUCGACAGGGCCGUCAGAUAUUUCCAAAAGAAGAUCUUUACAUAAGCUUUACUGUUUGAAUUGUUAAGGUGUAGAAAACUUUGUCUAAUGUUGAGUUCUUGGUUUUUAUUACUAGGUAGAUUACCUUCCAUCGUUUAUAGAAAUACACAAAAAAAACCCUUGGAAAAAAAAAAAAUCCUGUGACAUCUUUUUUGCAAUUGUACCGAAAGUGGCUUACUAUUGAAGUCUGAUAGCUUUUUCUAGUGACUAGGCGCGUACUGUGGGGUAGCGCGUGAUGUGACGUGUAAGUGACAAGUUGGCAGUGUCGUUCACUGUAUAGAUGUCAAUGCUGUGCUAUUUAAAACAAAUCUGUAGAGCUAAACUAGGUGGUGUAAACAAGGUCAAUUGUCUUCGUGCGUAUUGGCAUCUGUGAUAUCCUCCGCUUCCUCGGUGUUAGUUCCAAACCAUGCAUCAUUCGGCGUUCACCGCGUCGAGCCGCGCGAGGCGGAAUUGGGUUAAAUGGCGUUGGCGCACGUCGUCGGGCGACGCCGUUUUCCCCCCCGUGACCCGACAGGAGGCGACUCCAUCGCCACGUUCAUCUCAGCCACCUGGUCUGAAUUAGACUGUAGCAAUAGAACCCGGCGCCGUUAGCGACAGCGGCGCGGCGUCACGCGUUCAAGUUCCUCCACCGGCCUCAGAUUGUCGGGUGUCGAGCGGCCGAAGGUUUGUUUGCACUAAGCACCUGCUCGUUUUGCUCAGGACAAAACAGGCUCCUCUGAAAAAUGAACAAACCGUUGUGCGCGAGAGGCGGGGACGGCAGCUCUUUCCUCCGUUCUCUUUUGUUUUUAAUGUUUUAAUAAUAAGCAUGUCACAAAGGGCUUCGAUCCACGCACUCCGGAGGAGACACAGCACCACCACGUAGAAUUACAAUCAACAACAGCCGCGUCGCUCUCCCGGUCGCCCAAACGGAAUUUAACAGUGAAGCAGUUUUACGCCUCAAGGUGAAAGCAGUCGCGUGAUGACAUUAACAGAGCGCUCUUCAUCCAGAUCUCAUUCUCCUGCUGGUCAGAACGCGCCUCAGCAAAACUCCAAGCCAGAGACCUGGGUCCUACCCUCAUUUUAACAUGCUUAGCUAUACAUUGACUGGUUAACUGUGGGAAAAUAUAUAUCUGACUCUUGACAUAGCCCAGUAUUGAUGUUGGCGUCCUUAUUGCUGUGGCCGUCUUGUGGAGUGAAUCUUUUUCGUGUCAAGUGUCUUUAAGGUGUUCGAGCGGCACCACCGACCAAUCUCUCGAUCUCCGCUAGAGAUGGCGACUCUCUCUCUCUCUCUCUCUCUCUCUCUCUCUCUCUCUCUCUCUCUCACACAUACAGGUGUAUAGUGUGUAGCUACAGUAGGCAUUAAUGACCAUUGUGAAAAAGUGACCCUUAAUAUGCAACUCAGUGGAAAGGUGUGAAAGAGUAGAUAUAAGAAUAAUCAGUAUUGUAAAGUGACUCUGGUCUGUUAUUUAGUCAUUCUUGGAUGUUUUGUAACUUUUUCUUUUGUGAGUUUUUCUGUUGCCCUCAGAUUUCGCAUCACUAACCAGACGUGCAGUCGGCCCUUGUUUACAGCAGGUACCUGUAACAGCGUAGAGACGUCGGAGCCCCCAUGUUAAAUCAGAUUCAUGAUAUGACUGGAAACGGCUCUACUACAAACACACUAUGUUCGGUCUAGUGCACUGAGUGAAACGGUUGCUGCAACACAUGCUGUCAAGGGCCACUUGCAAUAUUUUUGUUUGUUUGUUUGUUUCCUGUUUUGCGGCGCGUCUGUACGAUGGAGGCUCUUCUGCUGCUACACCAGUCAUUAAUGCUCGCUGUUUGCUGUAGCAUCUUCAGCAUUUCUCUCUCCUCAUCACGUGUUGAGUGUGUAUUUGAAAUUGAUCUUAACACUGUAAUUUGUUCUGCAGAUCGGUUGUGUGUUUUUUUUUUAAUAUAUCUUGUUUUUAUUUGGUUUUAUUUGUUUUUUACAAGCAACAUGAUAGAGCAGCACUUGUGUGACAGCUGAAUUUAAUAUCUGUCAAGAUAUCGGCUUUUUUCAUGGAAUUCUGCUUUGUAAACAGUUGACUGUGCAGGUUUUUUCCUCUUACUCCAUGGAGUGAGUCUGUGUUUAAAAGGUAUAAGAAUCUGACUAAAGCAAGUAAUACAAAGCUAAUAAUCUGUUUUGUUAUUUUUCUGUAUGGGUUGUAAUAAAAUAUUGCAGUAAUUUGUAUGAAAACAGACAAUAGUUAAUUGUAACUAUUUAUAAAUUAAAUUAUUGUACUUUUUGCAAUCUGUAGAUAAGUACUAUGUAUUGAUAUAUACAGUAACAACUGUGGAUUUAAAUGUGAUUCUCUGACGUGUCUAAGUUAUUGAUGUAUAUAUUGUAUGUUUGUUGAUACAGCUUACUUUAUUUUCUAUAAGACCAAUAAAAUGUUUUGAAAAAGCA
Betta splendens (Siamese fighting fish) is the source of this 10952-nucleotide messenger RNA. RefSeq names its product transcription factor MafG. Gene Ontology annotation, cellular component: nucleus. The record is from RefSeq and is a predicted model, not a curated record. Lineage: Eukaryota; Metazoa; Chordata; Actinopteri; Anabantiformes; Osphronemidae. The transcript is spliced from 3 exons. Gene Ontology annotation, molecular function: RNA polymerase II cis-regulatory region sequence-specific DNA binding; DNA-binding transcription factor activity, RNA polymerase II-specific. Gene Ontology annotation, biological process: regulation of epidermal cell differentiation; regulation of transcription by RNA polymerase II. The coding region runs from base 7105 to 7593 and encodes 162 amino acids.